GUGCAGGAAAAGCAGCUCCUUAUUAUAUGGGGUCGACAACAAGUUUACCUCGUGGUGGUCCUCUCCUAAGGCCCUAUUCACCCGCAGUAGGAGCCCUUCCACCGAAAUCGUUAGCAGCAGGUGCACCCCCGAAGCCACAGAGGGCAUACUCCAGCGGGGUUCCCCGCGCUAGCGAAGAUUCAUCACGCACUUCAGACAGAUUCGCCCCCUUUCAAAGGCCUGUUAACCCCCUCUUUAAUUUACCAGAUGGUUACAUGUCUUCUCCAGAACGAGGAUCUCGUGGGUAUGAAGAUCCAUACUACAGUCAAUAUUCCGCAAGGUCUGGUUCUAUAACACCCGUUAUAGACGAAGAAGUAAGCGACACUGAGCUAAUGGACGAACAGUAUUCAUUAUACGGGGUUAAAAUGCCGCCAGGGGGUGGGCGUCCUGCCCCUAGGGCCCAGUUUCCCGGACCCGCUGCACCACCCUAUGACUCUACAAGAAUAAGGGUGGAACAUAUGGAAAGGCAGUUGGCAAAUCUAACCGGAUUAGUUCAAAAAGCGCUAACACAAACUCCGACCCCGAGAGAUUUCCUUACGGUGCCGGGCAACAGAGAAAACUACCGCACAGGAGAUGAGUUCGAUAAGAACUCCAGCUCAAGUUCAGCAUCACUACCAGACGACUCAUAUCUGCGCACUGACAACAAAACGCCCAAACUGGGCAAAAGCGGUUGUCAUAAGUCUGUAUCCUUCGAGAAAUCUGUCUCAUUCAGUGAUGAACCACCUGAUAUGAAUUCUCCAAAACAACACAGUCCUCAACAUGCAGCGGAUACUAAACCUCCAAAACCUGCGAUUAAGUCUUCAACCCUUCCUAGGACUUCCUCUCAGGAAAAAGACAAAUAUAAGCCUGCACCACCUCCAAAGCCUGCUUCAUUGUCUCCAGGACAAUACGAAGGACGACUUAUAUAUCGCGACUUGCAGCUGACGCCGGAAAUGUAUAACCAGCUCAGAGGAUUACAAAAGAAGGCAAAAGAUUUGCGAUCCGAAGUUCGCAAUUUAAGAAGGAUGUCCCAGGCUCAAGCCCACUCCGUUCGGGAAUCGAUAAGGGAUACCUUUAUCAAAAUAAGAGCCAUGCUGCUUGCAGGAGGCGAACAGAUUUGGCAGGCUGGAAUGGAUCAAGAGCGAGUACGUCUAACUCGUGAAGAAGACUUAUACAAGCAAGAAAUGUUAAGAUUAGAAAAGGACCUUACGGAUUUGGAAGCUUCGGUAGAAGAACUUCGUGGCAAUGUCAUCAAUAGAAAGACGAGGGUGAAUAUGUCGGAUGUUGAAAAUAUGGCGUUGGUCCUGAGCAAAAGUUCAAAAACCGUCGCUGACCUAAAACUGCGAUUUCCUGGCCUUCAGGAUAGCAUGAAGGCUUUUUUGAGUGCUGAAAUGGACAAAGUUAUGCGUGAAGAAAAAUUCCUUAAAGAAGAACCUGAAAGACUCGAGAGCGCAUUGAGAAGGUGUAAAAAAUUAACUGGAACCUUGGUCACCCUUAAAAGAUUGUUUUCCGUCCAAAGAUUAGCUAGCGUUCAAGAACAGCGGCUUCCGUGUUCGACUCCACCAGCGUCUUCAGAUGGUAGGGUUUCGCCAACAAGUAGCGAAACGCCACCCGUGACUCCUUCAGGACAGCACAGCAAACCCUCUACCAGCCCACGUAUGGGGACGAUCGUCAUCGGGGGAGACGGUACCAACUCCUCCGACAGUUGCCAGCGUCCGGAGAACGCACUCGACGCUCUGCUAGACGAACUCCAAACAUUCUCGAAGCCCCAUCCUCCGCUGAGUACUCAAACAUCCACUCAGUCGGUCAUCAAUUCUGACACCUCGUCAGAUCCACCAGCUAUACCUGUUAAAGGUAUACCUGCAACCAAUAGCAGCGUACACUUCACACAUCCCCCUACCAUGUCAGAAAUCGGCAGAAAAGGAAGCAUGGACUCUGCCACCUUCCUGCCAACCCAAAAUCUUACCAUCAGCACCAUACCAGGAAAUCUUAGGCGUCUCCAUUCUUAUCCGAGCGGAUCAGACACAGAUAACAGUCCUCCAAUACAACCCUUGCAACGCACCACAUUAGAUCCCAACCGAACAACCGGAAAACCGCCGAUUCCAGAAAGAAAUGCCGAACUUCUUCAGCAUCUUACUGCUUCCGGUAAAAGAAUUCCUCCACCUCCGCCACCUCGAACUAGCUCAAAGUCUCCCUUAGCAUCUCCCACAUCGCCCAGUUUACCCCCGCGAUCUCCAGCAGUGGGAUUACAACACAUUCAAAACGUACAGAACAUGAGUGAGAAAGGUACCAUGUCACAAUUCGAGGCAGCAACGCAAAACUUGGGUCUGAGCACGCUACGACGUAACAUACCAAACAGAUCUAUGCCAAAAGACAACAAAUCGCAAACGUUACCUAGGAAUAUCGGUUCAAAUCUUUCAACGCAUCAAGAAACGAAAGAGGGCGAGUUACAGAACGUCAGCAGCAGCAGCUGCGAAAGCGUCAAUUCACAGGACGGUUCGAAGAAAGGAACUCGCAAAGAGGAAUUAGAACAACGUCAUAAAGAACUACUCAAAAAGCAAAAGGCUCUUCAAGAACAGUACGCCCGAUUGCAGCAACUCCAAAGAGGUAAUAACACGUUAGCAGUAGUUCCUCCUCCGUCAGAUCAGUUGCUCAAAAAGACUGGAAGCGAGUCCAAUCUCAUCCAAAAAAUGGGUCUGCAAAUGUCAACGACACAGAUGACGGGAUCUCUUACUCAUUUGCCUAGCACCUCAACUAUCACUUGCAGUGAUGCUGCCAAUAAGCAAACGCAAGAUAAUUCCAUGCAGCCAAAAGAAACCAUGCAAUCAGAAGAACUUUCUUCUGGUAAUAAUAGCAGCAGUUCAACCACUAGCAAAGUCUACGAAACGGAUAUCCUGUGACCCUUCUACUUAAGAAAACAACCGUUGUCUGUCUGUUGAAUGUUAUCAUCAUAUUUCACUUUAACUACUAUCAUCAUUAUCAUAAUUUAUUGGCAGCCUCUCGAUCGAUGUUAUAUGUAUUUCAUCAUGUACGAACAUACAUACAUCUAAACGAUGUCAUGUCAAUAAUACUCAUAAUUACACAUCAAUACGCAAAUAAACAAUUAUCCUACUUAUCGCUCUAUUGGUUGUAAAGUAUUUUGUACAUUUAAUAAACACAUUUUGCUGACGACAUAGAUAAAUAAAAUAUGUAUUAUGUAAAAUGUAGUUGGGAUUCAAUUUUAGAUCAAAAUUUUACUACCGUGCACUUCGAAACAAUGUGCUAAACUUUAUCUUGUAAUCACUUUGUGUAAAGUUUCUCCGUUUACGUCAUUUUAUUGAGGGCUAAUUGGUGUUUUUAAAUAUAAAAGAAGUGAACAAUUUUUGCUCAUCGUAGAUUGCACAAACAAAAAUUCUCUUAGAAUGUGCGUACAUAUUUAUUCCCAAAAUUUAUUCCGUUAAUCUAAAAGAGUUCCUAAUACUAACCAACCCGGUUUAAUUAGAUAUAUAGUUUUUACGUAAUUCGAUUCAAAUCUUUAACAAAUUUAGGUACCUAUUAGAGGGUGCUAAUUUAUUCUACUUGACACUCCAAUUACACAUAUUUCGCAGUACACAGUAUCCAGUUUGGCACCGAAAUGCCCAUCGAAACUUAUAACAAAUACCAAGUAAAUUUGUGAAAACUCAGCUACGACAAUUGUCACUCUUCAGUAAUUAAUUAUCUCAGGUCGUCUUCUUAUGUGCUAACGCUGAGCUCAAAGUUGCCAAACACAUGAUUUAGUACCCCCUGGAUCAAUUGAGCACCCUCUAGUAAAUUUAAAUCUGUUAAUUUUCCUUUUUUGCGCUUAUUAAAAUUUGUACGCACUUGAGACUCGAAAACCUUAUUUUAAUCAUACUAAAUCUUUAUGGUACUUACAUAUACAUAUGAUAGAUUUACUGUGCCAAAUGGUAUUAAUUUUUUGCGAUAAUGUUAGUUCGAUUACCCAAUAAUAGCACUCCACAUGUGA
This is a messenger RNA of Agrilus planipennis (emerald ash borer), 4000 nucleotides long. RefSeq names its product coiled-coil domain-containing protein AGAP005037. The record is from RefSeq and is a predicted model, not a curated record. The coding region runs from base 27 to 2918 and encodes 963 amino acids. NCBI's taxonomy places the organism in Eukaryota, Metazoa, Arthropoda, Insecta, Coleoptera, Buprestidae. The transcript has 14 exons. Gene Ontology annotation, cellular component: cytoplasm.